Molecule: messenger RNA, 1798 nt
Organism: Peromyscus maniculatus bairdii (prairie deer mouse)
Lineage: Eukaryota; Metazoa; Chordata; Mammalia; Rodentia; Cricetidae
Source: RefSeq, a predicted model, not a curated record
AGGUGAAGAUGACCCUUUGCAUAAUAUGCUUAGCUGUGAUAUUGCUAGUUACCAGUCAACUACAUGUGUUGUUAUGGAAGAAGAAAAAAGAGAAUGCCAAUCUUGGAUGGGAACAUCUCCGAGCGAGUCACAAGUUCAUACUUUCAUGGAAGGAGAUAGUGUUAAUGAUAAUAAUGAGAAUCCAGAUCUAAAAUAUGACCAUUUGUAUUUUGCAAGACUUCUUGGAGAAGAAAAUAUGCAGAACAAUGAGAGGCUAGUGGAGAGUGAACAAUCAAAGUCUAUAUUUAACAGUCCUCGUAGAUCAGAAGCAAAUGCAACUGACACAUUGAUAGCAGCUCCGUCUACCCGAAGUCGGACAAGAAAAAGACGCAGGAGCCAACAAAAUUGGAGAGAAAGACCACGGAUGGAAAGUGAAGCAAAUUCAUUGGAUAUUGUACCUCAAGGUAAUUCUGAACGAGACCAUGUUCCCUCCAUUCAACAAUCUGAAAAUAGGAGAAAAAGAUUUAGCUGUCAUGGCAGUAAUCGAAAUGGCCAGAAGCAAUUGCGUCAUCAACAACCUGAGUCUACAUGUGUAAUUCCCUUUACAUCAGAAGAAGAUACCACUAAAAUUUUAAUGGAAGACCCACUUACUAGAGAUAGAAGAAAUACAAGAAGUGCGAGUCCGGAAGUUCUGAUAGUUGGAGAAAUGACUGAAAGUAGACCACCUCAACCUAUUCACCAGGUGGCUUUAGUCAAAGGUCAUCAUCCUGUAUCACCUGAAACUUUUCCACAUCUUAACAUGCAUGAACCUUUGUCUAAUGGUAGGCCAGCUUUUCCACUGAACAUAUCUGAGUUGCAAACAAGGCAUUCUUUCACAUCUUCUCCAACAAGAAGAUGCACUGCACAUAGAAAUCAGUCUACAUCUGUAACACCAGCUAACUUUAUCAAUGUGGAAAUUAAUAGAAACGAACACACAAACAUAUUUUCACAUUCUAAUGAGGGAGGUAUGCCGAAUUCUGAAAUAAUUUCUGUUGCUCAAACUUCCAAUACUGGUUUAGAGAUUCCUUUAGCUACAGUUCCUUAUGGAACAUCAGGGCAAAUGCUUACACAAAUUCUUGAGGUAGAACAUGAUAAUUGCCCUGAGAGCGUUUUAGAGGCCCGUGACUCAUCUUCAAGUCAAAAUAAUACAAGUGUUCAUUCUGGUGAAAGUAGUAUUUCUAGUUUUGUUUCCAGUUCUUUUUCACAUUCUACCAGCAAUACUACAAUUUCUUCAUUACAUUCAUUGUCAACACCCCGCCGACCAAUUUUGCAAAUCCCUAUUGUUUUGCAGACCACUAUUAUAAGGGAUGAAAAUUUACCAGCUACUUUUGAAAUUAAUGAAAGCUAUAAUGAACCAAUUUUAUCUUCUCAUACACCCUCUGAGGCCAGGCGAGCAAGACGAUUUGCAGGCCGAGAAGAAUCUGAUGAUAGUGAUUCUUGGCCAUUUUUGCCUAAUUUUGCUAACUUCAAUGAUAUUCAUAAUAAUCAUCCUAGAGGACUUACCAAGGAACAGAUUAAUAGUUUACCAAUAAGAUCUUUUUGUGAAAAUGAUAGAUUAAAUAUCUGCACUAUUUGUCUUGCAGAAUACACAGAAAGCAGUAGAAUUCGCAUUCUGCCUUGCUCUCAUGAAUAUCAUGAUGAAUGCAUUGAUAAUUGGCUACCUGAAAAAUCUAACUGUCCUAUUUGUCGUAGACAAGUAAUCAAUCCUCCUGAUGAUACAGAAAUUCCAUUUUGAGUUCUUGACCUCAGACAAAUAAAUUGUUAUAAUGAUGAAUGAAAA